CUCAUAUGCCCAACACCAAUCGUGACGAUGCACAGGGUCCGGUUGACGGGAGCUUGAAGUCCUUAGUCAAGCACAAUUUCCACGUGGCAGAAGCCACAGGACAACUCAACCUCGCCCACAUGCACUUGGAGCAGUUACCGCAGUCCGUGCAGUUUCUCCCCCGACUCGUGGAGUUGGAUUUGAGCUACAACAGUCUGAAUCGAUUCCCCGGGCAGUGGGUGGCCGAUCAUUUCAAACAUCUACGCGUGUUGGCAGUCGAGCACAACGACCUGUACUGCCUCGACGACAUUCUCGCGCUCUCCACGUUACCGAAACUAGAGUCCCUCAACGUCAAUUACAACCCCAUACCGCUCUUGUCGAAUCGAAUAUACUUUUUGGAGGCACUCUUCAAAGCUAAACCUGCACGGGGGGCCAGAAGCAGCGCCGUCAAGGCGACGAUAUGUCGAGUACAAGUACCAAGACACGAAGGGUUUCCAAUGUUGCUACGGCUGAAUGGGAUAGACAUUUCGCUUGACGAUAUUGCAACGGUGGAGCGAGAGCUGGGGCGGAAGCUGCGGUAUGAGGUCGACACCAUCGAGGGGACAAGUAAAUCCAGAUCAAGUGGCCACAAGAGCAAUCGCAAGACUGUCCAAGAAAUGCACUGCAAGCAAUCUCAGUCCGCCACGUUUCCAGAACCGACCAAAGUACCGCAGCUUCGGUAUACGAUCGACGGCAACGCAGUUCCAGAGCCACUACAGAUCGAGUCUGACGAUGACAACACGGGCGACGAUGGCUUUUCAAAAGAAGAUAUGGAGGCGCUGCGACGGGAACUGCGGUUAGGAUUGGUCAUACACGACUGUGGGGGGGGUCAUGUUGUUGAAUCGUCGAGACAAGACGUGGCAGCAUGUGGGGACGCCACGUGGAACUCGACAAUUCAGUCGUUCGAUGGCCUCGCCAACGACCAGCGUUGCUUGGUGCGUGAGAAAAGCAAACAAUCCGCCGACGCCUCCUUGAAGGACAACCCAUUCAACGCGAACGUCGUUCUAGACAAUAUGAUCCAAGCCGAGCGGUCAAGACGGCUAACCCAGCGAGCUGUGGAGGUCCUCACUCAGUCCACACCAACUUCUGCCGAGCUCGAGGAUUCUGUAAUGGCAACCUCAUUGAACCGUCGUGGCGGCUGCGACGCCGGGGAGCGUUUGGUGGACAAGCUCAACGCCCAACACACUCGAGAGAUUGUAGAACGGAACUAUAAACUCACGGAAGCAUUUUGCAAGCAGCAAUUCCAAGUGGGCUCGACGACGUUGGCUCCAGAUAUUCGAGACGUGAUUGAGUCCGAGCACAAGCUCCUAAAAGCUACAAACAGCAAACUCAUGUCAAAGCUCGGUUCAAAGUCCGAGCCAUCGUUGGUCGACACGAUUGAUUUGGGGCUGAGUCGUGUACGGAACGACAAUGCCGUCGAAAGUGUGGUCAAGUCGCUCAAUCCCAAGCAUGAAAAGCGGUUGAUUCAAGCAUUGAUCGACUCGGACCAACAAGUAGUGGAGGAGGAAGUGCGUCGACAGAAAAUUCAAGAACACAAACAACGCAUGGAGGUUAUUGCGGCGAGUGAGCGCCGCCCGACGUCGUCCAGAAGGCCAGCUCGAAAGGUGUCGGCAUGGCAAAAGCGAAAUGUCCACGCUCUUCACGAACGCAACAAACCUAGCCCUUCAAAGGUGAAUGUGACGAGGAUGAAUGCAAUCGACGGGGGCAGAGAAGGGGGAAAGGGGGGUCGGCGCCGCGUGCUGCCGUACGAAACCAUCGAGCGAGUGGAGCUCGCCCGGCUGGACACGCUGCCACGUGUGACGACCAAGGAGUUGCUCGUCCGAUGCGCAGAAAUUCGCAAGCAAUCCAGGGACAGCUUGAAAGACUUGGCGCGGGCUAAACACGAGUUUGUCGAGGCCGAGAUUCAGUGGGAAUCGACUCGGAGGGACCCGAUUGAGUUGCUGCGUCGAAAAGUCAAGGCCAGUGCGUGCGAAGGAAACGAAGUCAUGAUCGGCAACCAAGAGUUCAUUUACUCUGCGUUUUAAUCGUCGUGAAUAGAUAAAGGUAUUAUAUUGUGAA
Messenger RNA from Aphanomyces astaci, 2076 nucleotides. RefSeq lists its product as hypothetical. The coding region runs from base 6 to 2042 and encodes 678 amino acids. The record is from RefSeq and is a predicted model, not a curated record. The transcript has 11 exons. NCBI's taxonomy places the organism in Eukaryota, Oomycota, Saprolegniomycetes, Saprolegniales, Verrucalvaceae.